AUGCGUCUUACCGCUCUCUAUGCCGUCAUUACCGUCGCCGUCGACCGACUUGGAGCUCUAGCUGAAGGGCUGCCCGUAGUCAUCAACGUCCCAAGGGUUGCUUCUGACGACGCCGCUUCAUUGGACCCAUCGCCUGUAUCUUUCUCGUUGCCUUUUGCUGGGCUGCCGGGUUACUUUCCUGGUAUACCUCUUACUCUGAAAUGUCUUGGCACUUUCAAGGAUGUGAGCAGCAAAUGGCCUCCUAUUCGUAUAGGAGGAACUUCUGAGGACUAUGCCACUUUCGACCCCAAUCUGGCUGUUCCUAAUGUGAUCACGGGAACCGCGCCCACAGGUCAAGGUAUCAGCACCUAUGGACCUUUGCUUAUGCAGCUUGUUGCAGAUUACCAAGGGCCAAUUGUUUGGGGCCUCAAUCGAGGUGGCAACAACAUCACCAACACCAUCGCAGCUGCCAAGGCUGCAGUCAAGCAAUUGCCGUCCUUGUAUGCGUUGGAGCUUGGUAACGAACCUGUAAUUUUCGGGGCUAUCAAACAGCCAAUUGCUUCGACUGUAAACGAAUGGACGCCGGAAACAGACGCAGAGUCCGAAUCCGAAUGGCAAGCGGCCAUUGGUCAAGCAAUCAACCGCAAUAGUAUCUUCCAAGCGGCCAGCUACUACCAGAACCCUACCCUAGAAUGGUCAGCGGCCAACUAUUUCAAAUACGCCAAUGCUUCCGCGGAUACGUAUAUCAGAGUCUUCUCUCAUCACAACUAUCCACAGUCUGCUAUUUCCUCCCAGGAAGAUCCGCCCAAUGCCGAUGCCCUGAUGAGCCACAUCAAUGUCACCAAGAAUGUCGGUCUUUACAAAGACGACGUCAAAGCAGCUCAAGCCAGGGGAUUUGAUUAUGUUUUCGGCGAGACCAAUUCUGUCUCCGGCAAUGGAAGCCCUGGACAAGGUGAAACGUUUGCAACCGGUCUGUGGGUCCUCGACUAUGCUUUACAGGCCGCCAGUAUCGGUAUCAAGCGUCUCUACUUCCACCAAGGUACGGCAGGCAAGUCUUACUACGUUUGGUUCAACGAAAAAGGUGUCCUGUCACCUUUCUAUGGCGGUUACGUCGCCGCUCAGGCCAUGGCCGGGGGAUCUCGAAUUCAAGCGCUCGACGGUGGAAGCACAAACUACGCUGGCUACUCCAUCCACGGUUCCAACGGCAAGGUCAAGAAACUCGUGUUAAUCAACACCGACUUUUUCAACGGGAACGGUACUCGCUCAACUCAAAAGUUCGUGCUCAAGAACCUGUCAAGCAAACGGGUGAGCGCCAUGCGCCUAACAGCAAAGAGCUCUCUUUCUCGACAGGACGAUGGAGAAGCGCCCACAUUUGCCGGAAUCUCGGUCGACGAUAGUACUUGUCAACCCUCGGGAAAGACUGCGGUUGAGACGGUAGAUGUCACGGGAGGCAGCGCCUCAUUCAACUUGGCCGCGUCAGAGGCUCUAUUGAUCACCCUGUAG
This is a messenger RNA of Fusarium odoratissimum NRRL 54006, 1482 nucleotides long. RefSeq lists its product as uncharacterized. The record is from RefSeq and is a predicted model, not a curated record. The transcript is spliced from 6 exons. Lineage: Eukaryota; Fungi; Ascomycota; Sordariomycetes; Hypocreales; Nectriaceae. Bases 1 to 1482 code for a protein of 493 amino acids.